AUGAGAAAUGCAACAUGCUUUAAUGGAGCCACGGGGACAUGUAGUCUGGUUUUGGAGUUCAUAAAGCUUGCAAUGGAGGAUCAUGAGACCUUCAGACAACAAAUAAGUCCGACAAAUGAGAGGGAGGUUGCCAGCAAGGGUAACCCUCUUGUUCCCCCGGGUUUCAACCAUGUGCAGCUAGGAAAGGCAAAGCUUGGUUUUGACAAAUUUAUAGUGGAGGCUGAUGGAUCAUGGGAUAAGAAAACAAUGAGAGCAGGGGUAGGCUGGGCAGUUAAGAAUAAUAUACAAGGUGUUGCCAGGGAAGAGAGGGGGAAUUAUGGUACUACAGCGUCAGUCAUUCAGUGUGAGGCCUGGGCUUAUCUUGAAGCUUUGAAGUGGGCUCGGGCUAAAGGAAAACAAGGAAUUCUUCUCUUAUCUGACUCCAUCUCUCUUCUAAAUAAUUUACAAGAUAACCAAGGAAAGGAGAUCUCCAUUAAUUGGCUGCUAAAGGAGCUACGGAUAGUUGGAGCGGCGUUUCAAAGAUGCACAAUUUUAAAAGUUGAUAGAGAUCAGGGAAUAUCUGAUAUUGGAAUUGGUAUAAUGAAGCAACCAUUUUAUGGGAUUGUAAACGAUUUCAAUGGAAGAUGGGCAUGUUACAAGCAAGAUUGGAGUGGUGGAAUUCGAUCCGAUGGAAGCUUGAGCACAGUUGAAACAUUAGCAUCAACAGCAAUAUGUGGGAUCAUUCACUCAAUAAUUGGUGGGCAGCCUCUUCUGAUAGUUGGGGUUGCAGAACCAACUGUGAUCAUGUACUCUUAUCUCUAUAACUUUGCGAAAGAGCGGUCAGGUUUGGGAAAGGAACUUUACCUUGCUUGGGCAGGAUGGGUUUGUGUGUGGACUGCGCUCAUGUUGAUCUUUCUUUCGAUAUUCAAUGUUGCCACGAUCAUUAAACGGUUUACAAGGGUUGCUGGGGAGCUCUUUGGGAUGUUGAUUACUGUUCUUUUCUUCCAAGAAGCUAUCAAAGGAGUUGUAAGUGAAUUUCAUAUUCCCAAAGAUGAGGAUCCACACCAAGAGAAGUUCCUAUUUCAGUGGCGAUAUGCCAAUGGAUUGCUUGGAAUAAUAUUUACUGUUGGUGUUUUUGUAAUGGCCUUAAAGAGCCGUAGAGCAAGGUCAUGGCGCUAUGGUACAGGUCGUAUAAGGAGCUUCAUUGCAGAUUAUGGAGUUCCAUUGAUGGUUGUGCUUUGGACUGCCUUGUCCUUCAGUGUUCCUUCUGGAGUUCCAAAGGGUGUACCUAGAAGGCUCUAUAGUCCUCUGCCUUGGCAGUCUAAGUCUCUGCACCAUUGGAGUGUAGUCAAGGAUAUGGUUAGGGUGCCCACAGCUUACAUCUUUGCUGCCAUCAUUCCUGCUCUGAUGGUUGCAGGGCUGUACUUUUUCGACCAUAGUGUCGCUUCACAACUAGCUCAGCAAAAGGAAUUUAAUCUGAAAAAACCUUCUGCUUACCACUAUGACAUUUUGGUGCUUGGAUUUUCGACUUUGCUUUGUGGACUACUCGGACUACCUCCAUCAAAUGGUGUUCUUCCACAAUCUCCUAUGCAUACAAAGAGCCUUGCUGUUCUCAAGAGGCAGUUGAUGGGGAGAAAAAUGGUAAAAUCUGCAAAGGAAAGCAUACAGAAAAACGCUAGCAGCACUGAAGUGUAUGGUCAGAUGCAGGAUGUUUUCAUCGAAAUGGAUCAAAAUCCCAAUCCACAUGAAGUUGUGAAGGAGUUGGAAGAUUUGAAGCAGGCAGUUAUGAAUGGAGAUAGCAAAGACGGAAAGGAACACAAAACUUUUAAACUUGAACACAUUGACUACUAUUUACCCGUUAGAGUCAACGAGCAAAGAGUGAGCAACAUCUUACAGUCGGUCCUUGUAGGAUGUGCUAUGUUUGCUAUGCCGUUGAUCAAGCUAAUACCCACCUCUGUUCUAUGGGGAUACUUUGCAUAUAUGGCUAUUGACAGUCUCCCGGGAAGCCAGUUCUGGGAGAGAAUCCUCCUCCUCUUCAUUAGACCAGCAAGACGAUACAAGGUUCUGGAAGAAGCUCAUGCGUCAUAUGUGGAAUCAGUGCCUUUCAAAUGCAUUGCUGCUUUCACUGUAUUCCAAAUCGUGUACUUGUUGAUAUGCUUUGGAGUUACUUGGGUACCAAUAGCAGGGAUACUCUUCCCCUUGCCGUUUUUCUUUCUCAUAAGCAUACGCCAACAUAUCCUCCCGAAGUUUUUUCAUCCCUUUCAUCUUCAAGAACUGGACGCGGCUGGCUAUGAGGAGAUUGCUGGUGCACCUAGACGCUCUCAUAGCAUGUCUUUCAGGGAAGGAGAAACUCCUGAUGAUGAUGAGGGAGAUGAUUCUGAGAUACUAGAUGAAUUGACGACUAGUCCAGGGGAGUUCAAGAUCAGAGCUAUGAGCUUUGAUAAUCCUCAGAUUCAUCCUCAAGAGAGUACUAGUUCAGAAUAAAAAAUACAAGCAUUGUACGAGGCAGAUGGGAAAGGCUAAAGAUGACGAAGAUGAUGAUGAAAGAUAGCUUCAAUACAAAAGACAUUCAGAAAGAUUUUGCAUAAGAAAGUUUAAACCUUGAAAAAGAAGAUCAAAGAAAUAUGUGAAAUUUAAUCGCAUGUCAAUGCAAGUAAGCAUGCAGAUUGGUAUGGAGGGGGACGUCACAAUAUUUUUUGGUCGAAAUUCAGAAAGAUGAGAAAUGCACAUACAUUAUAAACUCGAAAAUUAACCAAGUUAGCAAGCUUUAGGAAUCAUAAAAUCAUUGUAGAAUAUUGAUAUAGGAAAUUGUCUGUAAAAAUCAUGUGCAACUUUUUUGCUGCGAAAGGCAAGAAUUUUGAAAGCUUCAUCUGUUUCGUUAUCUGGAAAAAAAAAUUGUGUCCAAUUACCAUACAUUGAGAUACAUUGGAGUCUCCUCUCCUCCAACACAGGUUAGAACGUAUGAUGUUUUUUUUUUUUUUUCUCUUUUUUUUGUGUUUUUUUUUUGUGUGUGUGAAACAAACGUAUGAUGUACCGAGUAUAAAUUAAAUUGACUAACGAAUGUGAAAAUGAUACAGAUAGAUACAAAUCAUUUAAAUGAUUAAAAAAUCUACUUUGUAUUAGAAUUAUUUUUGAUUGAUUGAAUUUCUUCAUCAAUGUACUAUUGUAUGAACAUGAAUUCUACUACAUUUAUUAUUUGUGGAAUUCCAGUAAAUAUUAUUUUGUUGGUACAACGUAUAUAUUAAAGUAUCUAUCUUGCUAACAAAUGCCCCGGGACGUUAGAUAAGUAUUUAAAAUAGAUCCUAAAGUGGUAUUAAUUUGGGAAUGCAUGCCAAAAUCACACGUCAAUUGGUGUAAUUAAUGCUCAUUUAAUCUAAUAUAUCUACUUUAAGUUUUCUUAUACUGGGGGUUGGUUAGCUUUUGCCUUAAAUUAAUACUCCCUCCGUCCCUUAUUGAUAGUUCUUUAUAACUAAUUUUAAGUCCCAAAAUGAUAGUCCAAUUUGCUUUUUUCAGUACUAUUAAUAUUAUUUUUUUUUUUCAAAAUUUCCUCCAA
Chenopodium quinoa (quinoa) is the source of this 3532-nucleotide messenger RNA. RefSeq names its product boron transporter 4-like. Gene Ontology annotation, cellular component: plasma membrane. Bases 1 to 2463 code for a protein of 820 amino acids. The record is from RefSeq and is a predicted model, not a curated record. The transcript has 12 exons. Gene Ontology annotation, molecular function: solute:inorganic anion antiporter activity; RNA-DNA hybrid ribonuclease activity; nucleic acid binding. Lineage: Eukaryota; Viridiplantae; Streptophyta; Magnoliopsida; Caryophyllales; Amaranthaceae. Gene Ontology annotation, biological process: monoatomic anion transport; transmembrane transport; monoatomic ion homeostasis.